Messenger RNA from Ustilago hordei, 2970 nucleotides. RefSeq lists its product as uncharacterized. Gene Ontology annotation, biological process: transmembrane transport. The record is from RefSeq and is a predicted model, not a curated record. Gene Ontology annotation, molecular function: oligopeptide transmembrane transporter activity. The transcript is spliced from 3 exons. The coding region runs from base 1 to 2970 and encodes 989 amino acids. NCBI's taxonomy places the organism in Eukaryota, Fungi, Basidiomycota, Ustilaginomycetes, Ustilaginales, Ustilaginaceae.
AUGUCGCGACCAAAAACAGCACAGCUAAGACCAACGACCUCUGCUGGCCAGCUAAAUAGCUCUACACGCCCCGCGACAACAGGUGGAUUCGGUAUCGAGCACGAACAAGGAUCUCAUGGUGAACAAGAAGAUUCUUACGACUCAAUAGAGUACACCGACAUGGAAGAUGAUGACGACAAAGUAGGCCAGCACCAAGCGGAGGAUGACGACGUUUUUGCAUUUGCACCUCCCGGCCUGGAGGUGCCAGGGGUGCAAGUUGUAGCAGCUCCUUCAAGCCUUCCUGCGCGUCCACCAACAGCUUUGACUUCAGGAGGUCCGCUUCGAAGCGGACAGAGAAGCAACAUACCUCGCGAAAGUAUCUAUUACCUUGAUCAGGAGAGCGGUGCUGUCUACGAUACACAAGGCAAUCUUGUGCAAAUCGAAGACCCGGUAAAGCUCGACCUGCAUGCCGAGUCAAAGAGAGACGAUCAGCAACACAGUGGUGGUAUCGCAGAGAAGGUUCCACAAGGUGUUCGACGUACUACCUCGAUCAAGUGGCAUCCUCCCACUAGAGACGAGAGCAGCAAUUGGCAGCGACGAUGCAAUUCCGCAGGCCGAGAAAGCGAUGGUCCGUAUUCCCUCACAAGCUCUUCCCACGGAGCUGCAUCUUGGGGCGGUCAGCCGGGCAACGUCGCCCCUACCUGUGACAGUGCUGAUUUGUUGCGUCAGUUGCCUCGACCAUCCAUGUCAAGAACGGUAGAGCUCGAGCUAGAAGAGGAUGACGACUCGCCGUAUCCGGAAGUGCGGGCUUCAGUCUCCAAUCUUGACGAUUCGACGAUGCCUUCCAUCACUUUCCGUUCAGUGUUGCUGGGUCUUGGACUGUCUGCGUUCGCAUCUGCCGUCAACACUUUCCUUUCGCAACGCAAUCCGCCCAUCCAGAUCGUCGCCAUCAUCAUUCAGAUCCUGGCUCAUCCGCUAGGCAUGAUUCUAGCCAACAUCUUACCGAUUCGCUCCUUCUACUUUCGUCCACCAAGCCUUCGUAAAGUCAACAGCGCAAAGCGCGCAAGCAGGUCGCAUGCUUGGUCGUUCAACCCUGGUCCGUGGAACAUCAAGGAGCAUACAGUGGUGCUCGUUGCCGCUACCACUGGACUCAACCCUUCGUACUCGCUUUCCAUCCUCUUGGCUCAAGAUCUCGCGCGAUUCUGGGACGACCGACGCUCUUUUUUAUAUGGCUUCUUGUCGGUUUGCGCUCCGCAGCUCAUUGGACUAGGACUAGCAGGAUUUGUUAGAGCUGUACUCGUUGAUCCAGCUUCAAUGAUCUGGCCGCAGAAUCUGGCUGUGUCUACAGUACUCAACACGCUUCACGCCGACGAAGAUUCGCUGUCCGAAAGAAGAUCAAGCCGCAUGUCGAGGCUCCGCUGCUUCAACAUUGCCUCAGCCGUCGCCUUUGUCGCCUACUUCCUGCCAGGCUACCUGUUCACCGCACUGUCGAUUUUCAACUGGAUCUGCUGGAUUUGGCCGAACAGCGUUCCCGUCAAUGUCGUGUUUGGCGCUGCCAACGGGCUCGGCGCGAGCGUGCUCACAUUUGACUGGACUCAGAUCGUCUACCUAGGGUCGCCGCUGAUCACACCUUGGUGGGCACAGACGAACCUCUUCGGUGGAUUUGUGGUUGGUAUUUGGAUUGCUGCGCCCAUCUUGUACUUCACCAACAUGCUCUAUACAGCUUAUCUGCCCAUUCUGUCAGGCAGUAGCUUUGACCGAUUCGGUCAGCGGUACAACGUCAGCAUUGUCUCUCCGGACCACAUCACGUUGCGCGCUGACGCAUACGCAGACUAUUCGCGAGUGUACAUAUCCGCCGGGCUCGUGGUGGCUUACUUUGGCGGUUUCGCUCUGAUCACGGCUGCGGUAGUACACACGGCACUAUACCACGGCAGAUUUGUCCUGGACCGGUUGCGAGCGAGGCGGACGAUGCCUGACGAUGUGCACGCUCGGCUGAUGCGCAAGUAUCCGAGCGUUCCCUCAUGGUGGUACGUCGCUGUACUCAUUAGCGGUCUUGGCAUGUCGAUGCUUCUUACAACUGCCUACGGCACCGGUCUACCGAUCUGGGCGUUGUGUCUAGCAAUCCUGAUUCCAGUAGCAUACAUGCUUCCCUUUGGCUUCAUCUUUGCCAUGAGCGGCCUUCCAGCUGGAGUGAAUCUCGUCUCUGAACUCCUCGCAUCUUGGCUUCUCCCCGGAAAACCCUUACCGGUAAUGAUGUUCAAGACGAUCAGCCAGCAAACCACCACCUUUGGCCUUCUGUUCUCCCAAGACCAGAAGCUUGCACACUACGUGAAGAUCGCCCCUCGCAACAUCUUUUUCGUCCAAAUCCUUUCAAUUACAGUCAACAGUAUCGUGCAAAUCCUGGCGAAAGACUACCUUCGAGACCAUAUCGAGGGACUCUGCGACCCGAACCAACCUCAGCGCUUCACCUGUCCAACAGUCAACAUCUUUUACACCGCUUCGAUCAUCUGGGGCGCCAUUGGAGUGGAGAGAAGUUUUGGUCCGGGCUCACCCUAUAAUUCACUCUUCUACGGCUUGAUAGUAGGCGCAGUUCUGCCGUUGAUCACGUGGUAUACAUCAAGAAAGCUCAAUUGGUCGACAAUGCGAUACAUCUCCGCACCGAUCAUCUUUGUAGGUAUGAGUUUAGCCCCACCUGCUUCUGGGAUCAACUUUACAUCGGCGAUUGUCGUGGGGUACUUCUUUCAGUACUGGCUCAGAAAACAUAGGUUGGAGUGGUGGUCGAGGUAUAAUUUCGUGUUUGCUGGUGCGCUUGAUUUUGGGUCGGUAAUGUCGUCAAUCGCAAUCUACUUCUUGCUCCAGAUGCCAAAGAAUGGAGCAUUGGAGCUGCAGUGGUGGGGCAACCAGGUGUAUCUUGAGACGGCGGAUGUUCAGGGUUCGCCGCUGUUGCAGGCGCCUGAUACUGGGUUUGCACCCCCGCCUGGUAUCGCCUGA